GUCGUUUUCACUUUCCCCCCUUUCCCUUACUCAGUCGCCACCCACACCCAUCCUUUAAAGCCACCACUUUCACCUCCUCCUCCAUCUCAAACUUCUCUCAUCAACCAUGGUUUGUCCCCGCGAUUGGCCUGAACCGGUAGUUAGAGUGCAAUCGUUAUCUGAAAGCGGGAAACCAGUAAUUCCCGACAGAUACAUCAAGCCACCACCGGAUCGGCCCGUUUUUAACUCAUCUUCGCCCGACGACAUAAACAUACCUGUUAUCGACCUCGCCGGACUGAACAGCGAUGAUCUCACCCUCCGGGAAUCUACUUUUAAGGAAAUAUUGGCAGCGUGCCGUGAGUGGGGGUUCUUCCAGGUGAUCAAUCAUGGCUUGAACGCAGAACUCGUCGACGGAGUUCGGGAUAUUUGGCGGGAGUUCUUUCAUGAACCGAUGGAGGUGAAGCAACAAUAUGCUAAUUCACCCAAAACAUAUGAAGGUUAUGGAAGCAGAUUAGGACUUGAAAAAGGGGCAAUACUUGAUUGGAGCGAUUAUUAUUUCCUUCACUAUCUUCCUCCUCCUCUAAAGGAUCACAACAGAUGGCCUGCACAACCAUCUUCUUUGAGGGAAAUUGUCGAAGAAUACUCGAAGGAAAUAGUGCGGUUGGGAAAAGUUUUGCUCGAGGUAUUUUCCAUAAACCUUGGGUUAAAACACGAUUACCUUCAAAAAGCUUUUGGUGGAGAUGAUAUCGGGGCUUGUCUGAGAGUAAACUUCUACCCAAAAUGCCCACAACCGGACUUGACUCUGGGUCUAUCGCCUCACUCCGAUCCUGGUGGCAUCACCUUUCUCCUUCCAGACGAGAAUGUUAGCGGCCUUCAAGUCCGGCGGGGUGACCAAUGGGUCACCGUUAAACCUGCCCCACAUGCAAUAAUCGCCAAUAUUGGAGAUCAAAUUCAGGUUUUAAGCAAUGCCAUAUACAAAAGUGUAGAACAUAGGGUGAUAGUGAAUCCGGACAAAGAGAGAGUGUCAUUGGCAUAUUUCUAUAACCCAAAGAGUGAUUUGCUUAUUCAUCCAGCAUCAGAGCUCGUAACCCAAGAAACACCGGCUCUCUAUCCCUCAAUGACUUUUGAUGAGUACAGACUUUUCAUUAGGACAAGAGGUCCGCAAGGGAAAUCCCAGGUGGAAUCUUUAAAAUCCCCGAGAUGAAUUUUUCACAUCUAUGACCAUAUAUUUAUGUAUGUAUGUUAGUGUAUAUGGGAAAUCCCUAAUGGAAUCCUUAAAACCUCCGGGAUGACUUUUUACACCAUCCGU
Messenger RNA from Lactuca virosa, 1288 nucleotides. Lineage: Eukaryota; Viridiplantae; Streptophyta; Magnoliopsida; Asterales; Asteraceae. The record is from the annotation of a GenBank genome assembly.